AUGUCAUCUUCGAAGCCUACAGUAUUUAAAAUAACCAAGCAAGAUGACUCAACCAUACGUCGUUUCACUAUGCCAACAUCUAACCCAUCAUGGGAAGAACUUUCGACAAAAGUAAGAGAAAUUUUUGAAAUUCCAAAACAAGUUAGAAUAGGUCUAACAUAUUUAGACGAAGAAGGCGACGUUAUUACUUUUAGUUCCGAAACUGAAUUACAAGAAAUUUACAAUGAUGAAAGAAAUAGCUUGAUGCAAGGCAAUCACGGAGGAUUGAUCAGGCAAGAAACGGUUAUAAAUUUGGGACAGGAAGGUAAUAUUAUUAUACAAAAUAAUAAUAUUAAAAGAUUUGGUUUAAAGAUUUAUGUAGAAAACCAAAUUAUUGAUAAUGAAAUUGAGGAAAUUGAGGAGGUUGAUGAGAGACAAAAUAGAACCAAUUGUGCCCAACAAUAA
Dentiscutata heterogama is the source of this 444-nucleotide messenger RNA. The record is from the annotation of a GenBank genome assembly. Lineage: Eukaryota; Fungi; Glomeromycota; Glomeromycetes; Diversisporales; Gigasporaceae.